Messenger RNA from Penaeus monodon (black tiger shrimp), 1068 nucleotides. Its product is annotated as trypsin-1-like. The record is from RefSeq and is a predicted model, not a curated record. NCBI's taxonomy places the organism in Eukaryota, Metazoa, Arthropoda, Malacostraca, Decapoda, Penaeidae. Bases 86 to 988 code for a protein of 300 amino acids. Gene Ontology annotation, biological process: proteolysis. The transcript has 2 exons. Gene Ontology annotation, molecular function: serine-type endopeptidase activity.
AAAAAAAUCUCAAACGUUUGCAAAAUCCACAGGACCCUCCCUUUGCAAUCUCAGAGGACCUUGCUGUUUAAGGGGAGGCUAUUGCAUGGAUGCAGAGGAUAGCAACAUGUGCAAUAAUGGGAAGAUGGCAAACGAAGGCUGUGCAAGUAAGGAAUGUGCAUGUUGCAUCUCAGAAACAGCGACUUGCCGUUGCGGGCUGACCAACGAGCCGACCACCCACGCUCGCAUCGUGGGCGGCGACGAGGUCUCUCCGCCCAACAAAUACCCUUGGUUAGUCGGCCUCCUGCUCCCGUGGGCGUACGGCGACGGCAUUUUCUGCGGCGGCUCCAUCAUCAACAGCCGCUACGUGCUCACCGCCGCCCACUGCCUCUUCGCCAACACCUUCCUCCCUCUCUCCGCGGCCAUGUUCUUGGUGGUCGUUGCCGAGCACGACUAUACCUCCGCGACUGAUGACAUCCCGCGAGUCACUCGUGCGUUGAGGGUUGCCAGCUACCUCGUCCAUAAGGAUUACCACCCGGUGUAUCUGCAUAACGAUAUUGCCCUUCUGCGCCUGCGCGGUGUCCUCGACCUGACUUCCAGCAGGGAGGUCCGAGCGGUGUGCCUGCCCCUCGACCCGACGAAGACCUACGAGGGGCAGACAGGGACGGUCGUCGGCUGGGGGGACACAAGCAGGGGCAAGGGCGUGUACCCGGGUGCCCCGAGGGAGGUCGCCGUGCCCGUGGUCGAGUGCGGGCGCAAGGUUAUCGCCGGAUCGCCUGUGGUUCCGCAGAUGCUGUGCGCAGGAUUUGAGGAAGGCGGGAAGGACUCCUGCUACGGGGACUCCGGAGGACCCCUGACGGUGAAGGAGGGAGGGAGGCACACCCUGGUGGGCGUCGUCUCUUUCGGGAAGGGCUGCGCCAGGAAGGCCUCCCCCGGGGUCUACACGCGGGUCACGGCAUUCCUCGACUGGAUCGCUGCCAACACUGCUGAAGUUAUGUACUGCCAAUAACUUUAGAAAAAGAUUGCAUGAAUGAGAAUUAAUAUCUAUACAGCGCAAGAGAUGCUUCCCUUCCCCUCUCCCUCCCUUCC